UUGACCUGGCAAUAAGCAAUACUUGAUAUAUAUUUCAUCACUACUAUUCAGGCAGAAGUUAUUUAUAGCGAAAGGGACUUUCCAAACCACACACACUUACAUAUAUAAGGAGGGGAAAGGCUAUUACAACAGUAGUGUUUACAUAUAUAUAUGGCUGUGUGGUAAGUAGUUUGCUUACCAACUACAUGGUCCCGGGUUCAGUCCCACUGCGUGGCAUCUUGGGCAACUGUCUUCUACUAUAGCCUCGAGCCGACCAAAGCCUUGUGAGUGGAUUUGGUAGACGGAAACUGAAAGAAGCCUGUCGUAUAUAUGUGUGUGUUUGUCCCCCCAACAUCGCUUGACAACCGAUGCUGGUGUGUUUAUGUCCCCGUAACUUAGCGGUUCGGCAAAAAAGACCGAUAGAAUAAGUACUAGGCUUCCAAAGAAUAAGUCCUGGGGUCGAUUUGCUCGUCUAAAGGCGGUGCUCCAGUCAAAAGACUGAAACAAGUAAAAGAGUAUGUAAGAAGUUUCCUAUUCCAUUUAUUCAAAAGCGUGUGUAAGCAACUGGUACUUCGAAACUUCAACAUACUGUCAGACAAGUUUACUACUGUUUCUACACACCUCAUAGUUUCUGUGGUAUGACGUCAGUGACUAGGGAGGCUGACCGAAAGGGCGAGUUGACCGGAAGAGGAAAAAGGGCAGAGGGAGCCUCGAUCGGGAUUUCGUGCCCUUUUCGAACGGGGUCGUGGUCAGGAGAAGACGUGCUAAUCGACGGUCUAGGUUUGGGAGAAGCAGCUGCUAUUCCUAGUGUUCUUUGGGUCGGGGCAAGCUUCGAGGAUCUGAUACCGCAAGACAGACUCGCAGUCGACGAAAGGGAAACCGAGAACAUCAGGUGACAUUGACAUAACAGAAGAAACAUCCUCAAUAUCUAUCCUGUUUUGAAGACAAAAAGAAAAUAUUAUGUGAAACAGAUGUAUCAGAUUGUUUCUACAAAUAUGUGAGAGAAUUCAUGUGAAACAUUUGCUCUGAUAUAUUAGUAUUAUUAGAUAAAUGUGUGCACCUCCCUGACUGGAGUGUGAAGAGGUGGAGCCUGAGUGCUGAUUAAAAUUGGAUACAUUUAUGGAAUUUUUGCUAAACUGGACAGAAAUUCAACCGUAGAAGUAUUUGUAAGAAAUAAAGCAUACGAACAAAAACAAGAAAAAGAUAUAUUCUUGGAUUUGAGAAGAAAAAUAAUGGAAGAGAGAGAGAAAAUUGUACAAUGGAUUUCCUCUGAACACAUGACAAAACAGAUGAGAUCAUAUGACAGUGAUAUGUGUACAAGGUCCUUCCUUCAAAAGAGUAACCUAAGUUUUCAUGCAGGAGAAAAACCAUAUCACUGUGAUGUGUGUGGUAAAUCAUUCUCCCAAAGUAUUCGCUUAACUACACACAAACGCAUUCAUACAGGAGAAAAACCAUAUCACUGUGAUGUUUGUGGUAAAUCAUUCUCUUCGAAUUUUUCCUUAACUACACACCAACACAUUCAUACAGGAGAGAAACCAUAUCACUGUGAUAUGUGUGGUAAAUCAUUCUCUCAAAGUGGUCACUUGGCUGGGCACAAACGUAUUCAUACAGGAGAAAAGCCAUUUGAGUGUGAUAUCUGUGGUAAAUCAUUCUCUGAAAAUUCUACAUUAACAAAACACAGUCGUAUUCAUACAGGAGAGAAACCAUAUCAUUGUGAUAUCUGUGGUAAAUCAUUCUCUGAAAAUUUUAUAUUAACAAAACACAAGCGUAUUCAUACAGGAGAAAAGCUAUAUCAGUGUCAUAUCUGUGAUAAAUCAUUCUCUUAUAAUAACUUAAUACGACACAAGCGUAUUCAUACAGGGAAGAAGCCAUUUCACUGUGAUAUCUGUGGUAAAUCAUUCUCUCAAAGUAUUCACUUAACUACACACAAACGUAUUCAUACAGGAGAGAAGCCAUAUCACUGUGAUGUCUGUGGUAAAUCAUUCAUUGCAAAUGGUGAUUUAACUAAACACAGGCGUAUUCACACAGGAGAGACACCAUUUCACUGUGAUAUCUGUGGUAAAUCAUUCUCUCAAAGCAAUCACUUGACUAUACACAAAUAUGUUCAUGCAGGAGAGAAACCAUUUUGCUGUGAUAUCUGUGGUAAAUCAUUCUCUCAAAACAAUCACUUGACUAUACACAAAUAUGUUCAUACAGGAGAGAAACCAUAUCAGUGUGAUAUCUGUGGUAAAUCAUUCUCUGUAAGUAGUAACUUAACUAGACAUAUAUCUAUCCAUACAAAAAUUUGACUCUAUUAUUUGUCAAAUGUCUUUGCAUCACUCAGCAACCAACAUUUUAAAACCCUUUUUCCUUGUGGACUUGACAGUAACUCAUGAACCCUUGUCAACAGUCAUAAUCAUCAGUGUUCCUUUUUCAGGUAUUGUUACUGAUGCCAACCCUUUUCGUAACCACUUACCUGUGAUAUGCAUAGUUUUGCUGAGCACAAGCAGUUUGUUAGGAUUCUUUCUAUGUGGAAAAUAAUUUGUAUAACCAUAAAUAUUCCCACUUUAGGAACGACUGGAUUAGACAAAUCUUAAAGCCAUUCCACAGACACAUGCAAACUUGGACACAAACACACACAAAGGUGUGGUCAUGACUGAUCGUGGGAUUGCACCUAGAAAGUUCCCCUCCCAGGCACAACUCUGGUCAAGGUUGUUGAUGGAAGACCAGCAGUCGCCCAUGCAUACCAACCUCCCCUCUCCACGCCACCAGUGUUUUCCAAGGGAAAGACAAUGGCCGAUAUAGCUUGGCACCUGUGACGUCGCAACUCAUUUCUACAGCUGAGUGAACUGGAGCAACGUAAAAUAAAGUGUUUUUCUCAAGAAUACAACGCGCAGCCCGGUCCAGGAUUUGAACUCACAUCCUCACGAUCGUAAGCUCGACACUCUAACCACUGAGCUGUGCACAUAUAUGUAUCUAUAUAUACAAGUUGUAGUCCAGAAAUUUUGAGACUCUUUUAGGAGAGGCAGUUAUACCUCCUGUUCUAGAUUAUUGUUAUUUUAGUAUAUGAUUACUACAUCUAAUAAGCUGACCUGCCAACUUUUGUGAUACAGGAUUGAAGGAGACAGCUGUAUCAGCUGAGGAAGUUAAUGUCGAUUGAAGUUUGUGAGGGAAAUUUGAAAAUAUUGUAAAUUGACUACAGUGCAUGGCAUUUACUAUACAAAUGUCAAUUUACUUGUAAUAUAUAUGUACACCAGUGAUAUGCUGCUUAGGUAGGUAAGGUAGGCAGUGCCUACCUUGAAUAAAAUAAAUUGAUAGCAACAUUUUCAUGUUAUGGCAAAAUAUGCCCCUAAUUCAAUAAAACUAUGAAGGUUACUCUGUUUACGAUGCAUAAAAUGCAAAUUUUUUUUUUUUUUUGCAGAUUAAGUAGGCAUCAUUCACCUCUGCUUUUCAAUCUCAGUAUUUAAGCUAUGCAUAAUACUGCUGUAAUACAUGUGCUGCAUACAUUUCUGCAACACUGUUUUCUUUAUGUGUUAUAAAGGCAAAAGUAAAUCUGCCUUCAACUCGGUUGCACGCCUGUGUUUCACUUAUGUUUUGUGUGUUUUGCUACAUAAAAGUUGCUAACUGC
Molecule: messenger RNA, 3586 nt
Organism: Octopus bimaculoides (California two-spot octopus)
Lineage: Eukaryota; Metazoa; Mollusca; Cephalopoda; Octopoda; Octopodidae
Biological process (GO): regulation of transcription by RNA polymerase II
Cellular component (GO): nucleus
Molecular function (GO): DNA-binding transcription factor activity; RNA polymerase II cis-regulatory region sequence-specific DNA binding
Source: RefSeq, a predicted model, not a curated record